This is a messenger RNA of Drosophila takahashii, 2454 nucleotides long. The record is from RefSeq and is a predicted model, not a curated record. Lineage: Eukaryota; Metazoa; Arthropoda; Insecta; Diptera; Drosophilidae.
UUAUAUUGUUAAUCCGUUACAUAAUACAAAUUCUGAUAAAUUUGCUAAGAAAUUUUGUUAGAUACGCUAGACCAUUUUAUAAGCAAGGUAUUCCUCUUCCAAAUGCUGUACAAAACGCUUGUUAUUUUAAGUGUCUACAUUGACAUUGCCAGGGGAAUAUCUUCUGACGACAUCAUAGCCUCGCACAACUACCCGGUGGAAACACACACAGUGGUCACAAGGGAUGGAUAUUUACUCACCGCAUUCCGCAUACCGUCCUCAAAGUUUUGCACGAAACUAGGACGAAAACCGGCGGUUCUCUUCCAGCACGGAAUGACGGCCUCGUCGGAUGUUUUCAUAGUGAACGGACCCAGAGAUGCCUUGCCCUUCAUGCUGGCCGAUGCCUGUUUCGAUGUGUGGCUUAGUAACUCGCGGGGCACCCGGUACUCCAGACGCCACAUCUCCCUGGAUCCCUCAAAAGAAGCCUUUUGGCGCUUCAGCUGGCAUGAGAUUGGGUUAGAAGACGUGGCUGCCAUGAUAAACUAUAUCCUGGUUACCACAAAUCAGAAAGCCCUGAACUACGUGGGUCACUCGCAGGGCUGCACCACGCUGGUGGUUCUUCUUAGCAUGCGUCCGGAGUACAAUAAGUUAAUCAGGACAGCGAUCCUGUUGGCUCCCGCUGUCUUUAUGCGCCACACAUCCACAUUGGGACAGACUGUGCUGAGGAACUAUAUUAUGGCAUUGCCCGACCGCGAGUUCAUGUUCCACAAUAAGUUUUUAAAUAGGAUUCUGAAGUCUAUGUGCGGGCUAUUUGUAGUGAGAGUGUUCUGCACGACCUUUUUCAAUGAACAUUUUAACACAAGUACUAUUCCUUUGAUUGCGGCCACGCAUCCGGCAGGAAUAUCUUCGCGCCAGCCAAAGCACUUCAUCCAGCUCACGGAUAGCGGAAGGUUUAGAAUGUUUGAUUUCGGGAUCUUGAGGAACUUGAUCACCUACAGGUCCUUCGCACCGCCCGAUUAUCCGCUGCAUAACGUCCGUCCCCUGACGCCUGUCCACAUUUUCUACAGCGAGCAGGACUUCUCCACAAGUAAGGAGGAUGUCGAGCAUUUUGCCUCUAGGUUGCCGGCCGCGGUGAUGCAUCGCAUCUCUGAAACUUCAUGGCACCACAUGGACUUCCUUCAUGCCUUAACCGUCGCUGAAGUGAUUAACAAGCCGAUUAUUGAAAUUCUUAAAAGGUUUAACGAACUUAAAUAUUACUAUAAAGACUCUGAUUUCCCAGUAAGGGCUCAAACGAAAGUUCAACUUGGCAUGCAAAAUUUCACGGGACAUACCUAUGAUUACCGCAUUAGAGUAUUUACUGGCCUCCACAUCAUUGACUCAUACGACUAUCCUGUGGAAACGCACACAGUUGUCACUAGAGAUGGUUAUAUCCUCGAUAUCUUUAGGAUUCCGUCAUCACAGAAAUGUAAAUGGCGCGGAAUAAAGCCGGUAGUCUUUCUUCAGCAUGGGUUGACAUGUUCGGCGGACACAUUCUUGAUGACGGGACCAAAGACUGGACUUCCCUUUAUGCUGGUCGACAUUUGCUACGACGUUUGGCUGAGUAACUGCCGUGGAAUUCGCUACUCCCGACGUCACACCAGGCUGAAGUCUUCCGAGGAAGAAUACUGGGGCUUCAGCUGGCAUGAAAUGGGAACGGAAGACCUGCCCGCCCAGAUCGACUACAUUCUGACCUACACUCAGCAGAGUGGCCUGCAUUUCGUGGGACACUCUCAGGGAUGCACCACCCUGAUGGUCCUGCUCAGUAUGAGACCGGAGUACAACGAAAAGAUCAAGACCGCCACCCUGCUCGCUCCCGCGGUUUUCAUGCAAAACUCUCAAUCCCAAAUGAUAAAUCAAUUUGAGGGGAUAAUUAUGUCGAUGAAGGACUGCGAUUUUUUUGGACACAACAAUGUAAUGAGAUUUUUGAUAACGAUUAUUUGCAAAUUAGCCAAAAUGAAAAGAUUUUGCACCACACUGUACAUGAUGUCUAGCGCAAAGCCAUCGAGGUAUAUGAAUGAGACCAUCAUUCCAAUAGUUUUAUCCACGCAUCCUGCUGCCAUUUCUUCGCGCCAGCCUAAGCACUUUCUGCAGGUCCGAAGGGCUGGCAAGUUUCAGCUUUAUGACUUCGGAGCCGAGCAAAAUAUGAAGAUCUACAACCAGUCCUUGCCACCGGAAUAUCCACUGCAGAACGUCCGCCCGUUGUCCCCAAUCCACAUAUUUUAUAGCGAUGGAGAUACCAUGACAGUGGCUAAGGAUGUUCUACAGCUGAUCAACACGUUGGCCAGCGUAGUGCCUCAUCGCAUUCAAUAUCCCCUUUGGGCCCACUCGGACUUUAUUUUCGCCAAGUCCGUAGAUACGGUCGUUAAUCAACCAAUAAUUGAAAUUAUCGGCGAGUUCGAGAGGUCUUGGAGGGAGAACAACAAAAAUCCAAAAUAA